Molecule: messenger RNA, 3517 nt
Organism: Ananas comosus (pineapple)
Lineage: Eukaryota; Viridiplantae; Streptophyta; Magnoliopsida; Poales; Bromeliaceae
Product: ubiquitin carboxyl-terminal hydrolase 17-like
Exons: 11
Coding region: 501-3221 (906 amino acids)
Biological process (GO): protein deubiquitination
Cellular component (GO): nucleus; cytosol
Molecular function (GO): cysteine-type endopeptidase activity; cysteine-type deubiquitinase activity
Source: RefSeq, a predicted model, not a curated record
CCGAAGGAGUGGAGGGGCCGAAACGCCUUCAUCGCUGCAGUAUUACCAGAUUCCCAGCCAAGCCGCUGCCUCCACAACCCCAAUCAUCCAUUACUCUCCCCUCCGCUCUCUCUCUCUCUCUCUCUCUCUCUCUCUCUCUCUGAGGGUGAGAGUACACGUACGCCAAAAGAGUACCCCAUUAUUCCUUCCUUUCUCCUCUCCCCCAAUCAAUCCGAGACCUCUUUCCCCCACGACCGUCCGAUCCCAGUCGUCAUCUCAUCAUACACCGUCGGUGGGGGAGGAGCAUUGUAGCAUCUCCCCCCACCCCGAAGCUCCUCCUCUUCUUCUUCUUCUUCUUCUUCCUCCUCCUCCUCCGCUCUCUCUCUCUCUCUCUCUCUCUCUCUCUCUCUCUCUCUCUAGAGCUCUAGAGCUGUAGCAUCUCUUUCUCUCUCUUACAUACAUACAUGCCUGGGUCGGGAAGGAGGAGGAGGAGGGCGACGCUUCGUAGAGGCGCCGGAUAGAUGCCCCACGGGGACGAUCUAGGGUUUCCCGCCCCCUCCGCCUCCGCCGCCGCCGCCGCCGCCGCCGUCCUCGUCGUCGUGCUCCUUGUGGCCGCGGCUCGCCGGAGGUGGCGGAUCGCGGAGGCGAGGAAGGAGGAGGUGAGGCGGCUCGCGAUCCUCGCAGCGGAGGAGGCGGAGGCCGCGCGCGCGGAGGAGGAGGCCGCCGCCGCCGCUGCGGCGAGUGCCGCGGUCGCCGGAGUCGCGGGGAUACCGCAAUCGCCGCCGCCUCCGCCGCCGACGCUGCCGCCGCAGCAGCAGCAGCAGAUUUGCGCCGUGUGCUUCACCCCGACUACUAGGCGGUGCGCCCAAUGCAAGGCCGUGAGAUACUGCUCUGGGAAAUGCCAGAUAAUUCAUUGGAGACAAGGCCAUAAGGAAGAAUGUCAUCCUCUGCAAGUGAGCGACAAAUGUAGCCAACAAGCAUGUAAGUCCAGUUCGAUAGCAGUGCAAGCUGAACAAUCUGAUGUACACAAUGACAAUUUCGCGUGUGAAGGAGAAGUACAGGAGAAGCCAGUUACCACAUCCUUUGAGAGAUCAUCAUCUGAAUCUAACUUAUCUUCUGAGUGUUUUAGUGAUGAUGAUCUCAUGGAGUCAUCUGGAACAGAAAGCACCGAUUCAUCCUCGAAUUCAUCAUCGUCUAGUAGCUUCAGUGAUUCUGGGUGUGUGGCAAAGCCAGAUGGCGCUUUUGCAUGUGAGGAUCAAGAUCGCCUUCAUGGUGCUGAAAUAAGAAAACUCUCUUUCCAAACUGCGGUUGAUACUAGUGGGAUGGAGGAAGCUGCUCCUUCCAAGUCUCCUGUAAAGAAUACUAGUUCCUUAAAUAAGGUUGAGCAGAAGGAUACCUGCCAUAGAUCUAAAGAGCUUGAGACUGAUGUCAUCUCUCCUUUCUCUACCAAGUUCAUGAGUUGUGACCGCCAUUCCAAGGCAAAGCCUUCUGAAAAUUUUAGUACAUCUCAUGAUGAAGUGAGCGGUGCAACUGAGGCUCAAGGUUCUGGUAAUGUUAAUUUCGUUAAAUCUCAAAUCUCUCACAAAGCAGGUCAUGUUUCUAGUGGGGGGAGCAAUGAUGUUCAGUUUCUGCCAUCUAGAAAAUCUUUAGCAUCUUGUUCUUCUAAUCAUUGUAAGUCUUCCGCUGGUGGUGGGCACUCUGUAUCCAACAAUAGUGAAGCUUCUUCAAGAUUUUCGGAGAAUAUAGUUUUAGAAUCAAAUGGAAUGAAGAACUUGAAAACUUCUCUUGCGAGAGUUGUUCUGCAGUUAAAGCCUUCAAAAGUUUCAAAGCAUCAUUUGCCAGGGCUUGCAAAUGAUGUGCCCAUGAAAAACAAGAUGCUUUUUCCAUACGACUGCUUUGUUAAACUAUAUAGCUGUGAUAAAGUGGAGAUGCACCCUUUUGGUCUCACUAACUGUGGCAAUAGCUGUUAUGCCAAUGCUGUGCUCCAGUGCUUGGCAUUUACACGGCCACUUAAUAUUUAUCUUCUUCAGGGACUUCACUCGAAAUCAUGUCCAAUGACAAAGUGGUGUUUUACAUGUGAACUUGAAAGGCUCCUUUUAAAGGCAAAGCAAGGGCAGUCUGUGUUAUCUCCUGCUAGCAUAGUUUCCCAGAUACACAUCAUUGGAAGCCAUCUUGGUCAUGGGAGAGAAGAAGAUGCCCAUGAAUUUCUAAGGUAUGCAAUUGAUUCAAUGCAAUCUGUAUGCCUCAAGGAAGCUGGAGCAAAUGCAGUCGGAAAAUCAGCUGAUGAAACUACUCUUAUACAGUUGACCUUUGGUGGUUACCUUCGAUCAAAGAUUAGGUGUAUGAGGUGCCAAGAAAAAUCAGAGCAACAUGAGCGGAUGAUGGAUCUUAGUGUGGAAAUACAUGGGGACAUCAGAACCCUUGAAGAAGCUCUUGCACGAUUCACAGCUACUGAAAUUUUGGAUGGGGAAAAUAAGUAUAACUGUUCUAGAUGCAAAUCAUAUGAGCGUGCGAGGAAGAAACUGACGAUAUUGGAUGCCCCUAAUAUCCUUACUAUUGCCUUGAAACGUUUCCAGUCUGGUAAAUUUGGCAAACUCAACAAAGCAGUUCAGUUCCCUGAGAACUUGAAUUUAAUACCUUACGUGAGUGGAACAGAUGACAAAUCCCCACUAUACACGCUUUAUGCGGUGCUCGUGCAUUUGGAUGUGAUGAAGAAUACUUUCUCUGGGCACUAUGUAUGCUAUGUAAGAAGUACGCACGGUAAAUGGUUCAUGGCAGAUGAUAGCACGGUAAAACCUGUGGAAGUUGAUGUGGUCUUGUCUCAAAAUGCUUACAUGCUCCUAUAUGCCAGGUGCUUCCCACGUCCGCCAACCUUAAUAAGAAAUGCAAUAUCGGCGGAACAAUUGAAGGUAAAGAGGAGCGUAAGCAGGGAAAACAUCAAUUCAGGAACAAGUGCAGAGAAAGCAAGGUCGACUCCCAUUCUCGAAAGGCCCAACUUGCCUGUUAAAAGCCCAAUAAACCAAGCCCGGCACGUAUGGCCUGUUUUAAAUGAGAGAAAUGAGUUUCCAAGGACCGAUUCUUCUAGCGACUGCUCUUCUCUUUUCAGCUUAUCUGAUGAUAGUUCUUGGAGCACCGAGAGCACCAGAAACUCCACGAGCACUGAAGAGUUUUCUGACUACUUAUUUGGAGAACCGGAUCGGUGUUAUUUGAAUAGCCCUUUGAAGUUCUCAAAGGAAAUCUGAGCUCAAGGAUGUUAAAUAAGAUGGCCGGAUGGAGCAACAGUUGGCAGGGAUUUGUCCCGGUGUUUUGUAAGUAGACACCUAAUGAGUUUAGGAAACUAACAGGGAAAUGGAGUAGAGAGACUGACUCCGUUUAACCCAUUUGAGGUGUAUUCCAAUGUGUUAAUUGAGUUGUAGAGGGCAAACAGCUGAAACAUUUUUGUUGGCAGAUUUGCAUUGUAUAGGAGCAAUAAGGAUAGGCCUUGUUAAUGUAUUAUUCUGUUGCUUAAUGGAAAGAAAAUUGUAAGCUUUUAGUGAAA